Colletes gigas is the source of this 1731-nucleotide messenger RNA. RefSeq names its product probable RNA polymerase II nuclear localization protein SLC7A6OS (gene fs(2)ltoPP43). The record is from RefSeq and is a predicted model, not a curated record. The coding region runs from base 139 to 1074 and encodes 311 amino acids. The transcript has 3 exons. Lineage: Eukaryota; Metazoa; Arthropoda; Insecta; Hymenoptera; Colletidae. Gene Ontology annotation, biological process: developmental process.
UCGUAGCGCCAACAUCAAAGAAAUCAGCGAAACAGGUUUAACCAUUAAAUCAGGUUAGACGAAGUACAAAAUACUCUGUGAUUGUUUGGAACGCGUGAGCAUUCUUUUCAAGUGUGACUUUUAAGGAACAAUAUAAAAAUGACAGCGGUAUUACGCGUGAAACGUAGACACGACGACGAGCCAUUAAAUGCAUUAUUAAUUGCGUGCAAACGAAUUAAAACAGCAGAAAACGAAGAAGCAGUAGAAUCAGCUGCGUCUGUACCACUGACGACGGUUGUUACAUUUGCCGGGACUGUUAAGAAUCAGGAAGAUAAUGUUGUUGAACACAUAAUUCAAGCUUUGAAGAAAGAUGAAUUGAAAGCGAAUUUCAAACAUCAUUCUGUUGAUAUUUUAAAGAAAGCACGGGAAAAAACAAAACAGGCUUCGGCAAAUAAUCGUUAUAAAGUAAUCAAUUGUAUUCGGUCCUUGGAUAAUUCUGGUCCAAAAGAAUUAGAAGACAAGGUUAUGACGGUAAUAGAUGUAGAGGACUGUAUCUCAUGUGCCAUUCCAGAGGAGCAAUUCGCGGGAAAUAGUGAGGACUAUGUAUAUGAUUUGUAUUAUGGACAAACUGAAAAUGAGCUGCACGUAGAUAAUAUGGUAUCCGUGCAUCCGUUUGAUCAAGAAUUGGUAUUUGAUACUUAUAGAAAUAAUACUCACUCUGACGUUGAAUGCGAAUCAGAGGAUUCUAAUUCAGAGUCUAACUGGAGAAACGAUUAUCCUGAUUCUGAUAACUCUGAAAAAUCAAUUGAUGAUGAUGACAUGAGACAAGCUGUUAUGAAUAUGGGAAUAGAAGAAGACUCUGAUUUGUCUAGCGAAGAUGAUUUUGUUUAUGCAGUCAGUGAAAAGGAUGUAGAAGCUUAUGGGUAUAAAUACGCGAAAUAUAAGGCGAAGGUAAAGGAAGUAUUGGAUGAGGAUACUGAUGAUCUUAGCGACAACAGUGGGGAAUAUGUAUACGAGGAAUCGGAUAAGCAUAGUGAUUCCGAUACAAACUGUAUUGAACUUCAGUGCGAUACUAAAGAUAAUGUUAGAUUAUGAAUAUGUAAACUAGAUGUGAAGAACAUAGAUUAGAUUAAUUGUACACUGGUAAGUGGAAAAAAAAGUCACGAGAUAUAAAGUCUUUUGACUGGUAAAAUGAUACAAGUGACUGUCAACUGAUGGAAUAUCACAUCGCCAAUGUCAUUCUAUUAAUUCUUAGCGAAUAUACAUAAGUUCUUUUCUACUGGGUAAAAUUAAGUGGUUAAACAGCGACUAUCGCAACUAUACUUUUACUAGAAUUAGUUUUCAUUUUCAUUUCUCAUACUAUUUAAAGUAAUUUAGAUCAGUAAAUAGAACGCGUUUCGUUUUGUAGUUAAAGUUGUUUUUCAAACACAAGUUCUACGACUUUAAAUUAUUUUUUUUCAUUGCAUAGAAGUAAGGGUCAUAAAGGUCUUAGAAUUUUAUUUAUGUCUAUAUAUUUAUUACAUAUUUAUAUAGAUAUAUCUUGUGUGUAAAAUUCAUCUAUCAAAAUAAAAACAAUAAAAGUAAACGUAGACGUCGAAGUGACAAAGGAAGGUGUAUAGGUAUUUAGAAAAAGAACCGUUUUCGACGAUAUGGCAUAUAAUAAUAUACCAGAUUUAUAAUGUAUAACAAAUUGUUGGAAGUACCAGAUAGAGAUUUACAAGUUUUCAGUAAUAAAGAAUAGCUACUCCGUGA